Symbiodinium sp. CCMP2456 is the source of this 667-nucleotide messenger RNA. The record is from the annotation of a GenBank genome assembly. NCBI's taxonomy places the organism in Eukaryota, Dinophyceae, Suessiales, Symbiodiniaceae.
AUGGGAGCAGGUGGUGACACUGUGGACAAGGACAGCGUCUUCGCCAACUACAAGUCCGUGUUUUCACGCCAGUUUGCUGUAUCCUUGGCUGUGGAGUUUCUGGGUGUGAUGUUCUUCCAGAUCAUUGGCGGAACUUCUGCUCCCGACUUUGCUCCUUUUGUGAAUGGCUUCGCGCUGGCCGUGUGGAUCUAUGUCGCCGCAAACAUCAGUGGUGGCCACCUGAACCCAGCCGUGAGCUGCAGCACCGCAGUUUGCGGCUUCUACCCGGUGAUCCACACUGUCAUCUAUGUCAUCCUGCAGAUUGUGGGCGCAAUCGUUGGUGCAUGGGUCUCGGCGGGGCUGGUACCUGGUGCUGGCGACCUGAUCGGCACUGGCGGAACUGGCCCUGGCUGCUUCGAUCGUUCCGUCAUCCAUGCAGACAUCACGGACGCGCAGGUUUUCGGCUGGGAGUGCGUCAUGACCUUUACACUGAUCUCUUGCGUCUAUGCCUGUGGUGUCGCCAAGCCAGGCCAUGGUAGCCACACGCCCUUUGCUGUGGGUCUGGCGCUGCUGGCCUGCGCCGGAUCCGGCGGCCAGUACACCGGAGCGGCUCUGAAUCCAGCCCGAGUCCUGGGACCCAUGGCGGUGUUCCAUUGUGGCACCGAUGUGGCCGGCCUUUACAUCGGAG